AUGUAUGUAUCGGAUACUUCAACUUACUUUCGAAUUUUUACGUGGUCAACUAUAUUAAUAGAAUUAACAAAUUUUGCUUGCUGCAGUAAAAUUGCUCCUGCUUUUUAUGGGUUGGAGCGUCCUGCUUUGGAAUAUGAAUUGCCUCCUCUUUUAUAUUCAUUUGAUGAACUUGAACCGUAUUUUGAUGAAGCUACAGUAAGAAUGCAUUAUUUGGAGUUCCAUUCUAAGUAUGUCAAUGAAGUGAACAGGCUGUUGAAACGAUGGCGCAGACAUACGCUAAAGGGUAAACAGAUGUCAAGAAUGUCUAUUAUCGACAUUAUUCGAAAUUUAUCCCACAUACCGCCUCAGUACAGAAAUGAAUUGAAGAACUAUGGAAGUGGGCUUGUGAAUCACAAUUUAUACUGGGCUACCAUAUCUCCAAAUCCUCAAGGUGAGCACAGAAUACCUGUAGGACAUAUUGCUACUGCAAUUGAUGCAAAAUUUGGAUCAUAUUUGGAAUUUAAAUCUACUUUUACUGACAUGGCUACUAAUUAUUUUGGAUCUGGUUUUGUAUGGCUCUGUAGGAAUUACAGCACAACUGCAAGUUCUGGAGACCUUGUAGUCAUCAUCACUGAAAAUGAAGAUUCGCCUGUCAGCAACAGCCUUUUUCCAAUUUUAGGCUUGGACCUUUGGGAGCAUGCAUAUUUGACUAAAUUUCGUAACCAGAAAUUAAAGUACAUUGAGAAUUGGUGGUUUCUGGUGGACUGGCAUCAGGUGAACAAUCUUGCAAAUUGGUGGAUUGGGUUAAAGUUCCAUGAUGAAUUGUGA
Messenger RNA from Uloborus diversus, 807 nucleotides. RefSeq names its product superoxide dismutase [Mn]-like. Gene Ontology annotation, biological process: superoxide metabolic process. The record is from RefSeq and is a predicted model, not a curated record. Lineage: Eukaryota; Metazoa; Arthropoda; Arachnida; Araneae; Uloboridae. The transcript is spliced from 4 exons. Gene Ontology annotation, molecular function: metal ion binding; superoxide dismutase activity. Bases 1 to 807 code for a protein of 268 amino acids.